AUGCGGCUCCGCGUGGAUAUCGGGAAGGACCCUGUCUCCUCCAGGCGCCUUCUGGUGCCUGUCGACGGCUCGAGCACGGUCGCGGAGCUCACGAGGGCCGUGGAAGACCGAGAGCACAAGCGUCGCAAGACUACGGGGGAGGCAAGCAUCCAGAUCGGAGAAAUUCAACUGCGGGUGCAAGACGGGUUGUGCGAAGUAGACCCUGAUGACGUGCUCUCAGACCUGGUUGCCAACGAUAGCCAGGAUGCUGUCUUCGUGGCGAUCUGUAGCGAGAGCGGGGCCGGGGCUAGCGGGCAAGAGCCUGGGGGGGGUGCGUCUAAGUCGAGGACCCCGGCCGAGAAGAUGAUGGCCGCGGCGGCAGUGAUGAACGCCUCCGUGGCGGAGGCGAUCGAGGCCGCCAACGCGGCGGCGGCGUCCAUCGCAGCCUCGACAACCAACACCGGUGGUGGCGACGGAGGAGGCCAGCAGCAACAGGAGUCUGCCGUAGACGUCGUGAGCGGCGGCGGGAGCGGCGGCGGCGGCGGCGGCGGUUCAUCGGCUGGAGCGGCGAACGGGUUUCAAACGUUACCGAUGAGUGGCACGGCUGGCGCUGGAAGCGUUCCCCAUGCCCCUAACGGCAUCCCCAUUGCUUACGGGGCGCCGCCGCCCGCGCCCGCUGGCGGUGGCGGUGGCGGUGGCGGUGGCAGUGGCGGCGGCGGCGGCGGCGGCGGCGGCGGCAGCGGAGGUCCGCGAUUCCAGCCUCCGGUCCGCCAGUGGCAGGCCGCGGAGAAGCUAGUCCUCACCGCCUUCCAGCUGCAGGUGAACGAGCCGCUGGCCCAUCAAGAGGAAGCAAAGGCGUUCCUGACUGGCCUGGCCAAGGCCGCGGGGGAGCCGCCGGGCCCCGUGAUCGCUCUUGUGCGCGCCGUGGUCCAACCUGCCCCAUGGGGCUCGGGCUAUCUGGUGGCGAGCCGGCGCCAGCUGACCAACCUCUGCCAGAGCAACGGCACGCCUACGGGGUUCGACUGCCUCACCAGGUAUCUCCUUGGCAACCGCUACCCUCAGCCGACGGGGCCGGCGUCUAACAGCCGGGUCGGGCCGGGUUCGAACCGCGUGGACACUCCGCGGGUCCGGAAGUGCUUCUCGGCCCUUGCCGCCCAGGUGGGGAACCACCCGGACCGCGGGCAGCUGGACUACCACGCCCUCGGCGUCGGCAGGUGCGUCUUCACGCUCCGGAGGGCCCGCGUCGCGGCCCUCGCCGCCUCCGCCAACGCCGCCAAGCUCGGCGCGGCCGCCGCCAGGCUGGCACCGCCCCAGCCGCCGCCGCCGCCCCCCCCGGCCGCGGUGGCCUACCACAGCAACGUCCCUAUUAGGCUGUCGCCUCGGCCCGCCGCGGUUUACAUCAACAACGCUCCUGCUCCCCCCCCCGCCCCUCCCGCCGGGGUCGAUGCUGACGGCGGCGGUGGUGCCGCCGAGAAGGACAUCGACGUGGUUGCCGAAGAGGCCGGCGGCGGCGGCGGCGGCAGCGGAGUGCGUGGGGCACCUCAAGACCUGUUCCCUCGCCGACGCACUCAGUUCGAGUCGUUCCGAGGAGCGUUCUGCACACCGGUGUAGAAGUAUGGUAAUACGUUUAAUCGCACACUUAGUGUCUGCGAGUCGGUUGUGGCUUGAGAUAAGGAGAGUGUGUUCACGUGAAUGUGUUGUCAUCUAGGGAGUGGAUGAUCCAAGGGAACCACGCUAGCAGCACUGAAGAUGGAGGAUGGAUUAAAUGAAGCGGCCUGUGUAGAUACUGUUCGCUGGGAGAUGGCCGUCCAAUUUCGCGGACUGACUUGUUUUCUUCUGUUGUCUUGUAAUGCCAAGUCGUGUGCAUUAAUGCCCCGCUCUACACGGGCUCUUCUGAUUGUUGCUUUGUCUCCUUACAAUACGUUCCCAUGUGCAAGGAACACGCGACGUCGUUGUUUGGUCAUUUUGGGGGGGUGAAUGUUGGGAAUGUAGAGCGUAGCGAUUUGUUCUUAACUUCUUUUUUUUUUGGGCGUUGUUGUUAUUAAGCUCUCUGCUUCUCCUCGCGUUGCCCUUCUACCGUAAAUUGUGUAUAUGCAUAGGAGCCUCGAGUAGUGCUCCCUCUAGCCUCUGUCGCGCAAGCUCAAGCCCCAGUAGCUGUUUUCGAAAUUGCAACUACCUCUCCCGGUAACCUUCAAGCGCGGGGUUGAGAGAUUCGGCUUGCUUCGAAUCUCUCUGUACAGCUUACACGAGCUGGCAGUAAAAUGGCGACUGGCGUUGUGUGGAGAUGUGCGAGGGGAGCUUCGAGGCAGGCAGGCAGGCAGAGAAAGCAGCGUGAUCUGCUUGAUUGAGCACUUUACGUGCGUGGUGCCUCUCUGAUUAGCACCGCACACGCGUCAGGCUUAGGGUGCGAUGGAAAGACGUGCCGUGUUUUGUGCCCGCGCAGGAAACGUUCUGUGGCGUGUGAUGCUGCUCGCGUUGACAAGCUCGGGCACACGAUGUCGCGCGGGCCUAGAUACCUUUGCUAGCGAUGAGUUUGCAUUCAUUUGUGGGUUUGGGAUUUACCAUUUUCCUGUAGCAUGUGUUGAGGUCGUUGUUGCUCUUCCUGUCGCGUGGCGCGUUCAGUUGUGUAUCGGGCGAAUG
This is a messenger RNA of Ectocarpus siliculosus, 2619 nucleotides long. The record is from the annotation of a GenBank genome assembly. Lineage: Eukaryota; Phaeophyceae; Ectocarpales; Ectocarpaceae.